GUGAUAUUUUCGCAUUUUAGAAUGUAUGUGCGCUGAAAAUCGUUUAAUAACCUCGUAGAACUUGGAAGGCGGAAGCUUAGACGUUAAAAUUUUCGCUGUUGUAUAAAAAUGUCAGAUAUCUCUUCUCCUAAUUUAACAUUUGAUUCGUUAAAUUCUAUGAAAGUGGUUGAUUUACGACAAGAACUUGAUAAACGUGGUUUAGAUAAGUCUGGUUUAAAGUCAGAUCUUGUGAAACGCCUUGAAAAAUCAUUGCUAGAUGAAAGUGCAACAUCAGAUGCAGAUAUGACAGAUAAACAUGAAGAUGAAACUGAAGAAAGAAUAAAAGUUGAUGCAAGUCAAGUUUCAGAAUCUAAAGAUUUUGAAAUGGAAUCUGCAAAUAACAUUGACUCAGUGAAAAGUGAAAACAGUGACUCAAUGAAAGUUGAAGACAAUGAAAAUGUUUUUGAACAACAUCAAGAACAAGAUAAAUUUUUAGAAGAAAAAACAGAUGAAGAUAACCAGGAAAAAGAUAGUGUAAAGGAUGUGCUAACAAAUAUGGUAAAUUCAGUUGAGGACACAAAUAAUCUCAAAGUUGAAGAAAAUGAAAUAAAAGUGGAAGAAAAAAGUAGAACUAAUGAAGAGGAAAUUAUGGAUGUUACAGAGACAGUUGCUUCUGUUGAGUUAGUUGGCGAUAAUUCUUUAGAAAAAUCAAAUGGAAAUGAGUUAAAAGUCAUAAAACAAAGUAAUGCUGAAAAAGAACUACAUGUUGAUCAAGAAAGUAGUGAAAACGCUAUUUUAGUAAAUGAUUCUAAUAAAACUUUGGUUUUGGCUGAAAAUACAGAUGAGAUCCCAAGAAAAAGUUCAGAACAGGCCUCUAAUAGUAACACAGUAAAUUCACCUAAAAAAGAAUCUUCUGAAAUUUCUGAUUCAAGCGAGAAUAAAAAGGACUCGCUUUUAAAAAGUGAAAGCAUAGUGAAACAAAAUGAAGAUAAAAAAACAGAUUUAAGUAAAUGCAUUUGGAUAAGUGGGCUUUCAUCUAUAACAAAAGCAGUUGAUCUCAAAGAUGUAUGCAGUAAAUUUGGAAAGGUAGUUGGUGCUAAAGUGGUAACUAGUGCCAAAACACCCGGCUCUCAAUGUUUUGGCUUUGUUACUAUGUCAUCCAAUGAUGAAGCUGUAAGGUGUAUAGAAGGUUUACACAAAUCAACUCUUCAUGAAAAAGUUAUACAAGUUGAAAAGGCAAAAACCGAUCCAACUCCGCCAAAAAAGCAGGUUGAUAAAAAAUCUGAAAAGCACGAAGAUCGUUCGCAAUCUUCUAGACAAUCAUCUCGAACCCAGUCUUCUCGAACGUCCUCGUCGUCCAGGUCAGCAAGACGCGAUGAUCGGGGAAGUCGAAGAGAUGAAAGGAGGACACGUGAAACACCAAAAGAAAAACAGAAUAAAAAACAAGCGGCUGCAGAGAAUGAUGUUAAAAGUCCUACAGUUGCUUCUCAGCCAAAAAAAUCUCCGAGUGAAUCUUCUAAAAGUCACGAAAAAUCAAAAAAUGAAGCAGACGCCAACACCAAAGAUGUUGAAAAAGAUAUCAAAUCUGCAGAGCAAGUUCGCAAAGAGCGAGCUGAGAAAAUUGAGCAGGAGAAUAAAUUACGCGAAGAACGCCGUAGAAAAGAACGCGAAAAAGAAAGAUUACUUCGCGAAGAGCAACGAAAAGAACAAGAAAAACGUGAAAAAGAGCGAAGAGAACGCGCUCGAAAGGAAGCUGAAAGAGUUAGGAAAGAGCGUGAAAAGCAACGGGAGGCAGAAAAGCAGCGGGAGAAAGAACGGGAACGGGAACGUGAACGUUUUUUGUUGGAGAGAAAAGAACGAGAAGAAAGAGAACGCCGGGAGCGAGAGCGUGAAAGAGAGUUAUUAGAAAGAGAGCGCAUUGAACGCGAAAAACUGGAACGUGAGCGUAAAGAGCGAGAACGCCUGGAAUUAGAGCGAAUCGAAAGAGAACGACAAGAAGAAGAAAGGUUGGAAAAAGAACGUUUGGCAAGAAUUGAGCGUGAAAAUAGAAUAGAGAAAGAAAGACAACGCUUAGAGCAAGAGCGUCUUGAACGAGAACGACGUGAACGAGAAAGAAGUAGAAUUAUCGACAGAGGCAUCGAUAGAAAUAUUGGUAAUAGCAACAGUUUAAAAAGAUCUGCUUAUGAUGACAGAGCACUUUAUUAUCCAGAUUCAAAGAGAAGCUUAAGAGAAGAUUCGCCUUUGUCUAACAGAAAGGAUUUUUUUAGCGCUACUGAAAGUCAAGACUCUUACCUUAAAGAAGAUGAUUUUGAUCAACGUCGUCACUUAAUACCUUCUGGUGGCAAUCGUAAAUCAGAUCACAGAAAUGAUCGUCGAAAUGCUGAAGAUCGAAGAGAUAUCCGUAAUGACCGACUGCCGAGAGAAGACGAACUUUAUAAUAGGGAUCGUCCCGUUUUUAGCACUCAACCUGAUGUUCGACGCGUCGUACAAAGAACUGACGCACGACCUUUUAAUCGUGAUAGAUCACCAAUUAGAUUAGAGGAACGAAACCCAUUGCGUGAUCUUGAUAGACGCGAUUGGUUAGAUGUUGAUGUUCAGAGUAAUGCUCCCAAAACACUCUCUGAUGUUCUGGGAAGAGCUGGCUUAACUGGGAUUUUGGGUAACCAAACAGAAAUUAAGUCUUUUGACAUCAGACCGAUUAAUCAACAAAUGGACGACGAACAGUACUACUUACGCAAUACUAAUAGAAUGGAUGAUCGUGGUUAUCGUUCUGACGUAAGAGAUUCAAGAGAAGAUAGAGUAGUACAUGGCAUGGAUCGCUUGCACAAGGAGCGCAUUGAACUUUCGGAUAAUAGGAUUGAAAAUAAAGGUUUACAAAGGUAUGACGAACGUCGAAUAGCAGAUUCUAGAAAAGAUGUUGAAAGGCGUGAUAUUCGAAAUAGUCCACCAUUAAGAACAAGAAACGAAGAACGAGUUUUCCGCAAUUCUGAUCCACCACCACACAUGUUAAAUAAUCAUGAGUUAAAAGGUGUCCUUCAAAAUUCCAUUGGGGACAGAAGAGGUUUGCAUCCUGCUCCCGCUGAGCUUGGAAAUAGGGGUCUAUCAGCUGCUCCGCCUAGAAUUCUUCCUAUGUCCGACUUAUUUGGACGUCCACUGCAAUCUUCUGGCGGAUCAAAUGCGGCUCAGGCUUUGCAAGCAGGGUAUGUGGCUGCUGCUCAUGGCUUAGCGUUGCAUCAAAAUCCACAGAACAUUCACUUAAGAGAUAAUCGUCUUGAAUAUACGCAACAAGUGCGGCAACCACAUUCUGUAAUUCAGAAUAGAAGAUUUUAAUACUGAGGUGAAUUUUAUUGAUAUAAACGUAAUCAAUUGAAAAUAUUUCGCAGAACCAAAGUAAUAUCAAUUUAAAGUUACAUCAAGUAAAGCAUGUUUGAUGAUUACGUAAUGAUUUUUACCGAUUCUAUAAAAACUAAACGUAAUAAGUAGGUUUAGACGCCUCUCAAAACUUUUGCAAUAUAGUUAAAUUAUAAUACUCUUCUAUUUUUCAAGAUCCUUUUUAAUUUGUUAUUACUAAACAUUGUACUUUACGUAA
This is a messenger RNA of Hydra vulgaris (swiftwater hydra), 3568 nucleotides long. Its product is annotated as trichohyalin. Lineage: Eukaryota; Metazoa; Cnidaria; Hydrozoa; Anthoathecata; Hydridae. Gene Ontology annotation, cellular component: nucleus. Gene Ontology annotation, biological process: regulation of transcription by RNA polymerase II; regulation of mRNA processing. Gene Ontology annotation, molecular function: sequence-specific DNA binding; RNA binding. The record is from RefSeq and is a predicted model, not a curated record.